This is a messenger RNA of Somion occarium, 2585 nucleotides long. The record is from the annotation of a GenBank genome assembly. Lineage: Eukaryota; Fungi; Basidiomycota; Agaricomycetes; Polyporales; Cerrenaceae.
GGGCUCGGAAGCAAGUAUAACCUUCAUUAGAUGGACCGUAGAAUGGGGUAAAGGCAUCCGAGUCGCUUUCAGUUCUGGCCUAGUAUGUCCCGAGUCGGAGAUCAUACUGUAAGAAUAUUUCUGUAAAGUGAAUUCCUGUGCCAAGCCUGGAUCUCCAGUCCGAGCUGGCAAGCUGAGCCCACGAAUGCAGUUCACCUCCGAGCGCUAGGCACCAAAAUUAGCAAUACGCACAGCUUGUCGGGGCAGUUGCAGCUUGUGUCGGCCAGAUCGCUCACGAUCUAUUGGCGCUUCCAAGUUUGAGACCACUCUGUUGCCAGCCGGCGCAAUGCAGUGAAAUGUGUAUAAAAUGCGUUUGUCGAGAUGCUAACGUAAUGGCUGUUGUCAAGCUGUCAAGCGUCUUCCUUGCAUUUUCUUUCUCGUUAUGUUCGCAAGCAAUCCGAAUCCCCUCGCAAGAUCUCGUUCGACGUCAGGAUGUGGCCGGUCUCAAUUUUCUGAAUGAAACGAAAGGCGAUGUCAUCUUCACGGACAAGGAGCAGGAUUAUUUCUACACUUUUGUAACAGUUGAUGAUUCUUCAGUAGCUGCUGCCGUCGACACGACUGUCGGGGACCUUGGAGUGUCUGGUGGCCUAUCUAAUGUUCAGACAACAGGCGAAUCUGCUCCCUGGAAGUACGCAGGAAUCCAGUCUGUGCAAGCGAAUGUGGCAAAAGCUCAUAUAGGGCUUGCUGGUGCUAAUUUAACGGAUCAGCAAUAUUUGUGGACCUCCAAUGAUCCGCAAGGCUUCCCGUACACCAUCGGCGACAAGUUACCUCAUGGUGUGCUCGGACUUGGACCUUCAUCAACUUCUGCUAUCAAGUCAAAUGAUUCAUCGGCCUUGAGUCCAUUGGACAGCUGGGUGGCCAGUUAUGGUGGCAAUUCUCCCUAUGUGACCAUCCUCUAUUCCAAGAACGAGCUCGAUAAAGGCAAUGAUUACGCCUUCGCCGGUUUCAUCAGUUACGGAGAGAUCAUAGACCUUCCGAAGUAUUUCGGCGUGGCGCCCGAACAGUUGGAACCUUUCGGGCUUCCUGAUCUGAGCGCCAUAUCAAAUAUGCCCGUUGUCCCUAUCAGCAGUUCGCAGACCAUCUUCAUUGACGAUGUUCGCGUGGGGAACAUUUCUCUGGCCAUUAACUCCUCAAUUUCUGGUGUUCCGUCUGGCAAAGUGGCGGCUCAAGUGCAAUCGGCCAAUCCUUAUAUUGUUCUUCCUAAGCAAUACGUGGAUGCUAUCUACGGAUCCGUGAGCGGAGCUAUCUACUCCGCUGAUGACCAAGUUUACUAUCUCCCUUGCACGACGGAGAUCUCUGUCACAAUUGUCAUUCGAGAGAAGGAGUACCUGAUCAGCCCGUUGAAUACUGUGGCCCUUUCCGAUAAAGACGGGAUCUGCAUUGGCAAGUUCAAGGUGUCAAGCGGCUUGAGCUAUCAAUAUGAUAUAGCCCUCGGCAACCCAUUCCUCGAGAACGCGUACGCUGUGUAUGGCUACCAGAACGUUACCGAUGGUCAGGGUCAAAGCCCUUACUGGAAGUUCUUGAGCAUCACGGACGCUAACGAUACCGCCCAGCAGUUUAGUGAAUACCGGAAAGGCAACAGCACAACUACCGGUUCUGCUUCUACCAUAGUUUUCCCCGCUGUCACCUCUGCCGGUCUCUCUUCCACAAUCUCUUUUAUCCCCACGUCGACAUCACCUCCCAUAUCCUCUACAAUCGUCUUCGCCCCCCCAGUGGCUCCCGUCUCCUCGUCUUACUCGUCGUCACCUACUAUCGAGUUCUCAUCUAUCGUCACUUCUUCAAUAGAGUCUAUCUCAACAAGUAGCGACAGUGCUGCUCAAACUAUUUCCACGCCAGCGACUACCAGGUUUAUGACUGUUACCGUCACUCCUACACCUGCGACCACAAACCUUGGUGGAUCAUCGCUGGCUUCUCCCUCGCAGGAUAAGACCGGUUUGACCCUUGCUGGUAAUCUCGAAACUGACAGUGACGGUGACAAUGAGUCUAUUGCCAGCGUUCUGGGCCAGGUAUGUAGCGAAAUGCCUCCUUCCAUUUCAACCAUUCUGACUUAUGUACUCGUCAUUAGAUCAAGUACUGGGUUCCGUCCAUAAUCGUUGGCCUUGCCGUCCUGCUCAUUAUCUCGAUAGUGGGAAUCAUCUUCAUAGUUGUCAACCGCCGUCACAACAGAACACAUACCAAACCGUCUGCAUACAGGAGUCUGCAUGAGAGCUCUGGUCCAGUCAACGUUCCCUUGUAUGGCGCAGAGGAGGAGCAAGGUCAUGCUGGAUACUCUGAUCCUUAUACCGACAAGCCGUAAAAGGCUGUCGUUGGAUGAUCGCUUAAGCAACCUGGGGGCGAUGAUUGUAUUGCUUACUGUAAUUUCGUCCUGUUUAUACAUUACCUUCAUUCGUAAUUGCGUGUACCAUGAUGCACUUUUAACAGACGCUUUCAGUAGUAUAGUCUGUGUCGUAUUUAAAUACCUUCAUUGUACGGUCAUGAUCUAUCUGCCUGACUGAGCCGUUUUGGCGAACUUCUGAUCAAAGAUUUUUUGUCAUAUUCGUCAUGCA